AUGGAAACUCUGGAUGCUGAUAGUAGGGAAAGCAUCGAUUUACCCUCGAUCAACCACAUGGAUGCCGGCAGAGUCAAGCGCAAAGAGGUGGAGUAUCAGAGAAAACACUCCGCUGCCAUGCCCAACCCGUUGCACCUUUACGCGAGCCCGCCGCAUCUGCACAGCAAUCGCCAAUUUUCAGUCGCCAGCGCAGUACCCGGCUCGCUUGGAGGCUUGCUGUCUCCUCCCGAAUCACGUAGGACAUCUAGCGAUGAGAAGAAAUCGCAGCGACCAACGGCCCGGCACUACGGUGCCUCCGCCCUCAUCUAUAUGGUCAGCUCCUCAGCAUUAUCUCUCUUCAUCCGCUGCUACUUUACUGACCGAACAACGGGCACGGUACUAUCCAUCCGAUCUUCAACAUACCAGUCAAGGAUCUUCCAAUCCUUUAUUACACCCACAAAGUUCAAUCCUCAGCGCGCCAGCAUCGAAAGCAAGCCCACCGUCACCACAUCCUCCGACCCAAGCGGAUUCUUUGCCUCAUCCACCCUUCUCGGAACCACAGCCGCCGUAUUCGACCCCUCAACACAGCCCGAAGCUACCAGCCCUUCAUCCACUCAAGACUACGCGAUCCCCGUCAAUGAGCGCCGCUCGCACUAA
Messenger RNA from Alternaria atra, 636 nucleotides. RefSeq lists its product as uncharacterized. The record is from RefSeq and is a predicted model, not a curated record. The transcript has 3 exons. Lineage: Eukaryota; Fungi; Ascomycota; Dothideomycetes; Pleosporales; Pleosporaceae. Bases 1 to 636 code for a protein of 211 amino acids.